UGGGUAUCUUAUUUUCGCAGUGAACGUCCUGUGGCCACGGCGAAGGCCCAUGUCAUGCUUUACGACUCAAAGGCAAAUUGCUGGAAUUACAGUGGGAAUUCACAAAGCCUUGCUAAAGUGCAACUUUACUUUAACUCAUCAACAAAUGCCUACCGCGUGGUUGGAUGGAGCUUACAAGACCGUGAGGUUGUGAUCAAUUGUUCAAUACCACGAGGCCUCAACUAUCACAAAGCCCGCCCCAACUUUCACCAGUGGCGUGAUGCCAAGCAGCAUGUCUAUGGAUUGAGUUUCGCGUCGUCAGACGAGGCGGAGGCGUUUGCUGCGGCCAUUGACGCUGCUCUUGAACAGCUCGCUGCUCUGAAGCGCCAACAGUCGAUGCCACAACAACAACAGCAACAACAGCAGCAGCAACCACAAGAGUCGCAGUUAACGCGGCAGCAACAAACCCAACACCUGCAGCAGCAGCAGCAGCAUCAACAACCGACGACCAAUGGACCUACAAAUCACUAUCACCACCAUAACAAUCAACAGCAGCAACAUUACUCUCAGCCACAAAGUCAGCAACAACCGCUGCAACACCAGGAAUACCAGCCGCAAAAUGAUCAUUCAAAUUAUGCUGAACCUAAUCGUUCGAGAAGGGUAAUUUUAAUUAGACUCCGUUGCUCUGUUCCGUCUAACUCAAGGAGCGAGUCCAUUUUAGUCCGGCUUGUGGCAUUUGGACACGAGUUGUCAUAUCACUAUCUGGUCUCUCUCGCUAAUUUGCAGGAAGAGGUUGAUGUUGUGGGCUAUGUGGGUGUCCCCAUUCAACAAAAGGGUCCCGCCCCCACAUCUGUCCCCACGGUUAACAAUGUUAGCAGUCGCGGUGAGUACGCAAUGCCCAACACCCUUCAGCAGCAGCAGCAGCUGGCACCGUCGCAACCUCCGUCAGACUCGGGUGCUAGUGGCGGCUAUCGGGCGCCCUCGCUGCUCAGCGACUCAGGACGGUCUAUCAACGGGUCCAUCGGCAACGGGAGUAUCGACGGGCGAUACCAGUCCUCCUCCGACGACAGUGUUAAGGGGAUCCUCGGUCGAAUGCCCACUGCCCCCUCACUGGCCCCAAGCAAUUGUUCAACCCCCUCUACUCCCGGCAUUGCCUCUUCUCCUAGCAGAGGUGAGUUCCGUUUUUUUUUUCAUUAUCCUACUUUGUUGUCGUUCGUUGCGGUUGCAUUAGUUCAACAAAACCGUUACUCUGCCCAGCAAAUCCCGUCUGUGUCCCACGGUGUUACCGCUAAAAACGACCCUUCCCUCCCCAUGUGUAGCGCUAACACGAAAUGCUGUCUUAGCGUCGAGUCAUUCGAUCGCGCCUCAUAUUCCCCGUCCACCGUAUGCCUUUCACUGAAUAGUCGAGCCGACUGGCCGACGAGUGAGGAAGCUGCCCGACAAGGAAUCGGACUUUGCAGCUGGUGGAUGAUGCGUGAACGCUACAUCGGGCUGCGUUCCCUUCAGUAUGCUCCACCGACUCCGCCACCACCGACGAUAUCUGCCGCUCCCCCUGCCCCACCUCCUCCUCCGCCGCCGCCACCAGCGCCUCCGGCGCCCCCGCCUCCCUCGAGUGCACCUCCUGCUCCGCCACCUCCCCCACCACCACCGCCGCCGCCGCCUCCACCAGCACCCGCCCUUCCUUCUUCGGUUGCAAACGACCGAAAGCUCUCCGCCCCGGCCUCUUCGUCGCCUUACCUGGGCGUGGCGGCGGCAGCAGCAGCAGAUCCGGACGAACCGGACGCGGCGAACCAGAGUUGGCUCGCCGCUCAACUACGUCAGGCGAAGCAGAUGCGUCUGAAGAAGCAGCAGGAGAAACAGGAAUCUGGUGGCGUGAAUGCCACCGGUGGCGGUGGACUUCACGCUGUGGCAAGUGCUGGGACGCUGAGUCGAGCCCAGGGUGUUGACAUGAUGUCCGAUCUUCAGAGGGUGCUGGCUGCGCGGCGUAGAGCCCGUGAGGGAGAUGGCGAGAACGUGGACGGCGCCACAGCGGAGCCAACCAACGGCCUCUCGACGACGCCGACGACGUGUGGACCCGCGAACCCACCUGCUGAAAGCGGUCAUUUGCGGAGGCCUUCGCAGUCCAUUACUGGCCCCAACAGUCUGAACAACAACAGUGCGCCCAUGUUUGCUGUCCCCACGGCACCUCCCCCAACCUCGACCUACGCCACCAUGCAAGUCGCCUUUGUUGUCUCCCUUUUUUCCAUCGUCGCUUUCGAUCUCUCUAGCGACUCGGUGUUUGGACACGAUCUUGAUCUUGCUGCAGUGCCCUCUCAUUGUAAAUUGUCUUCAUUUUUUGCCUCUUUCAGUCGAAAGAAUUCAGUGUCAGCUGUGAAUAGCAUUGACGCCAAUCAGCCCGUAACGCGUGCCGACUUGGACGCCUUCAAACGCGAAAUCCUCGCCGAAUUUCGAAAGGAGAUUAAAACUCUCAAAAGUGAUAUCCUCGAUGUUACCGAAGUCGGUCACUACUGCCAUGCGGUUUUAGUUAGAUGUUUCACCCGUCUUUGGGUGACUCAGUCGAUUAAACGCAGACGCUGGCCCUGCGCUUGGCUAACAACCGCGUAUCCUAAGCGAGCUGUGCUUACCAGCCAGCAGAGCCAAUCGUCUCCGCAUUCCUUCCCGUCAAAUGAGCGGAAGCCGUGGAUUGGGUUCCCGCCCAUUUAUCCUCCACCUUCGCACAUCGCCACAUCCCAUCACCGUGCGAUAUCGCUGACCCGUCUUUCGCCAUCUUCUCUAACGCCCUCCCCCCUUCCUCCCCAUGAAGAGAAUUUCACUUCACGAUGCAUUUCUCCCUAG
This is a messenger RNA of Mesocestoides corti, 2814 nucleotides long. NCBI's taxonomy places the organism in Eukaryota, Metazoa, Platyhelminthes, Cestoda, Cyclophyllidea, Mesocestoididae. The record is from the annotation of a GenBank genome assembly.